Molecule: messenger RNA, 1539 nt
Organism: Penicillium chermesinum
Lineage: Eukaryota; Fungi; Ascomycota; Eurotiomycetes; Eurotiales; Aspergillaceae
Exons: 10
Coding region: 1-1539 (512 amino acids)
Source: RefSeq, a predicted model, not a curated record
AUGGAAAAUCCUAAGAAUCUAUCGAGCUCAAAUGAGAAAGAUGUGGAUCUUCUCACCGUUGAUGCUAGAUCCCUUCAAAGGCUGCUGGAGACUGGUGCAGUCACGACCUUGGAUCUCGUGACGCGGUACCUGGCUCAGAUCGAGGAACAUGACUCGAAGCUCCAUGCUAUGAUCGCAGUGACUCCGAAAGACCUUCUCGAGGAGAAAGCGAAGUCACUGGAUCAAGAGCGGGCCUCGGGGAACGUUCGUGGUCCUCUGCACGGCAUUCCAAUCAUUAUCAAGGACAAUAUCGCAACUCACCCUAGCCUUGGACUUCCGACCACCGCUGGGAGCCUUGCAUUAUUGAGCUCCAAGCCCAAAGCAAAUGCUAAAAUAGUGGAUCAACUGAUCGAUGCUGGUCUGAUUAUCAUUGGAAAGGCAAACCUUGCGGAAUUUUCGAACGCUCGUGGCUCUGAUAUGCAUAAUGGAUGGUCGGCAGUGGGUGGUCAGACACAAUCGGCAUACGUUAUCAACGGCCUUGACCAGAAUGAUUCGCCGAAGGGUCAUUCAGGUACUUCUGGUUCGUCUUCAGGAUCUGCGGUCGGGGUGUCUGCUGGAUAUGCGCCUUUCUCCAUUGGAACCGAAACAGAUGGAUCGCUUGUCAGUCCAUCCGGCCGAGCUGCUCUCUACACGAUCAAGUCCACAAUCGGCCUCGUUCCUCAAGAUGGAAUCAUUCCAAUCUCUCGAACUUUCGAUGCUGCUGGGCCGAUGACAAAGUCCUCUCAUGAUCUAGCUCUUCUGCUUGAUGUUCUUGCACAAAGGGACCCAGCAAAUUCGUUCACAAACUACCUGACAGGAUCGUGGUCUGAUAUUUCAGUUGCAGUCCUCGACCCGGAUCAUUGGAAAUCACCAUCAGAUGACAACAAGCCCAUCGAAGAAGCAGAGGCCCAAAUGAGACGGGAAAUACUUCAAGCCUACGAUGUCAUCGAACCGAAAGCAAAACGAUUCGUGAGAAAUGUUGACUUGAUCUCGACCAAAGAGUUGGAACUUGAUGGAGAAAACAGCGAAUGGCUUAUAAUCCUGGCGGACAUGAAAAAACACUUGAACUCCUACCUGGAAGAUCUUGCUGAGAGUGAGGUUCGGUCUAUGGCUGAUAUAAUUGAGUAUAAUAUAAAGCAUGCCGAUAAGGAACUACCUCCACACCACCCUCGACAGGACCAUUUUGUCAAAUCGCAGGAGCAAGAUCUUUCCCCGGAGGAUUACGAGCGACAUCUUACGCAUCUUCGAAAGACCUCCAAAGAACGCGGAGUGGAGCAUGUGCUCGAAGCGAACAAUGUGGAUGUAAUCCUUGGUCCAAUUGAAGGGGGUCUGUCGACGAUGGCCACAGCUGGAGGUUAUCCCAUAGCUGCGAUGCCGCUCUCCUAUCUUGACUACAAUGGUCGAGCAUUCGGAGUUGCUGCAAUUGCGAACAAGGGUCAGGAAGCUUUGCUAGUCAAGGUUAUGAGCGCAUGGGAAGCCACCUUUCCUCCUCGGAGACCGCCUCCACAGCUUGUGCAUUAG